AUGACCUUCAUUGAAGUCAGUUCAUUCAGAUAUUUUAUUAUACAUUUAGUUAAACCUUAUCCUAUAAUGGAUGCGAAAUAUGUUAUUAUAGUGUUAUUCAUUGUAUUUGAUAUUGUUACAACCCAAGUUGUGAAAGAAACAAGUAUUAUCGUAUGUGAAAAUUUCCAGAAAGUAAUAAAGUGUCCUGGCAAACAAAUUAAAAUAAAUUACGCUUUUUUUGGUCGUGCAAAUGAGGUAGCCUGUUCCAAUUCCACGAGUAAUUCUGCUUCAUGUACUACCAACGGUGUAUUUGCAAAAGUAUUAAGCAUUUGUUAUGGAAAGGAGUCCUGUGAAUUAACAGCAAAGACGUCUGUUUUUGGAGACCAAUGCCAUAAAACUUCAAAAUAUCUUCAAGUAGAUUAUCAGUGUGAGGCAAUUCCAAAGAGUCUUAUAAUUUGCGGAGGAUACAAACAUUCGCUAAGGUGUCCACGUCAACAAAUUGAAAUCGUAAGAGCAUUUUAUGGACGAAGUAAUGCAGUUAUUUGCUCUGAUGGACACAGCCAAAGUGUAUCGUGUAGUGCAAAAGGAGUUAAACAGAAUUUAGAAGGUGUAUGUCAGGGGAAAGAUUCAUGUGACGUUACAGCAGACGCUAAUAUAUUCGGUGAUCCAUGCUCAGGAACUUCUAAAUAUCUAUCAGUUGACUACAAAUGCAUAGAUCUGCCGGUCGAAGAGGUGUUAAUUUGCGAAGGCUUUACCAAAAAUAUUCGAUGUCAGGAUGGCCAACAUCUAUAUAUACAUCGUGCUUUCUAUGGAAGAUCUAACUCUGUGACUUGCUCAGAUAGUCGUGCGCAGCAGAUUUCAUGCUCCAUGCCAGACGUAUUUUCUGCUAUAUCGCAUUGGUGUAAUGGUGAAAGGGAAUGCACAUUAGCAGCAUCUAAUCGCACAUUUGGUGAUCCAUGCCCUCAAACGUCAAAGUAUUUAUCCUUGCAGUAUUCAUGUCAAGACGAUAAAAACAUGAAAAACGCAUGUACUCCAUCAAAAUGUAAACACGGCGGAACUUGUAUAAAUGAUGCUAAAAGUUCUAGAUGUGCAUGUAAAACUGGUUACACUGGAAGUUUUUGUCAAACAGAUAUAAACGAGUGUGAACCUUCUCCUUGUAUGCAUGGUGGAAGAUGUAUAGAUGGAGUUGGUAGUUACAGUUGUACAUGUUUACCAGGUUUUACUGGCGUCAGAUGCGAAAAAGAUGUUAACGAAUGUGAAUGUUCUCCUUGUAUGAACGGUGGUACAUGUAUAGAUGGAAUUAAUAGUUAUAGUUGUAGAUGUACAUCAGAUUUUACUGGCGUUAGAUGUGAAAAAGGGAGUCCUGGUAUCGGACACGGAAUUUCAAACAAUAAUAUAAAUGCGAUUAAAAAUUUGCGCAAAGAAGUUGAUAAAGGUGGUAAAAGGAUAACAUUAUGCCAAGGCAGUAAGAAAAUAUUUGGGUGUCCAAAUUCGACCCGUAUUUCUAUAACAGAUGCUAAAUAUGGACGCACCACUACACAUACCUGUCCGGAUACGCCAAGAAAAGCAUCAAGCUGUGAAACAGAUAUUACAAAAGAAAUGGCUAACAUAUCUAAUAACCAACAAACUUGUAAUGGAGAAGUAUUUCAACAACAAUGGUCAGCUGCUGCAAAUAAUGCUUGUCUAGGAACUAUACCUUAUGUUACACUUACAUAUGUUUGUAAGUGAUCAGCUCUAACUUUUGUCGUGAUAAAACAUGUUUUACUUUUAUCUUGUAGGGAAAUAUAAUUCCUUAAUUUUCCGUUAUGUUAAAUUUAUUCUUACAAUAAAAUUAACGGUACCAAU
Messenger RNA from Mytilus trossulus (common blue mussel), 1824 nucleotides. RefSeq names its product neurogenic locus notch homolog protein 1-like. Gene Ontology annotation, molecular function: calcium ion binding; carbohydrate binding. The coding region runs from base 1 to 1707 and encodes 568 amino acids. The record is from RefSeq and is a predicted model, not a curated record. NCBI's taxonomy places the organism in Eukaryota, Metazoa, Mollusca, Bivalvia, Mytilida, Mytilidae. The transcript is spliced from 9 exons.